GUGGAAAUAGUCUCAUUUGAAAAAGGACGUAGCACUGCAGCAGCACCAGAGCUACACAACCAGGCAGAAUGACUCAAGUGUUAGUGGUUUUAGUGUCCCUGUUGGCCUUCAGCAAUGUGCUUUAUGCUUUUUCGCCUACACUUAUUAGGGACAUGGCUAAAGUUCUCAUGGACAACUACUGCUCGCCAGAAAAGCUGGCUGGUAUGGAAGAGGCGAUCGAUGCUGCCAGCAGCAACACAGAGAUCCUUGCUAUUGAAGAUCCUACUGUGCUUGCAACCGUGCUGACCGAUGGAGUUAAGAGCACUCUCCGAGACCCCAGAGUUAAGGUCACCUAUGAGCCAGAUUAUGUCCCGGAGGUACCGCCGGCAAUUCCUGACAUCCCACCGGAGCAACUAGCUGCUGUGGUGAAGGACACCGUAAAUGUAGAGGUCCUGGAGGACAACAUUGCCUACCUGAAGAUUCAGCACAUUAUCGGGGAGGAGGUGGCUCAGAAGAUUGGAUCACUUCUGCUGGAGCAUGUCUGGAGUAAAGUUCUCCCGACCUCUGCAAUGAUCCUGGACCUUCGCUAUGCGGUCACUGGGGAGAUGUCAGGCAUCCCUUACAUUGUGUCCUAUUACACGGAUGCUGAGCCACUCAUCCAUAUCGAUUCCAUCUAUGAUCGCCCCUCAGAUAGUACCUCAGAGCUCUGGUCCAUGCCCACCUUGCUAGGAACAAGAUAUGGAACCUCCAAGCCCUUGAUCAUUCUGACCAGCAAGAAUACAAUUGGUGUUGCAGAAGAUGUCGCAUACAGCCUUAAAAACCUCAAAAGGGCUACCAUCGUAGGUGAGAAGACCGCUGGAGGAUCGGUGAAGAUUGACAAGAUCAAGGUCGGUGAUACUGACUUCUAUGUCUCAGUUCCCGUAGCUAAAUCCAUCAACCCCAUCACGGGCAAGAGCUGGGAAGUCAAAGGAGUAACACCGGACGUCAGAGUCGAUGCAGAAGAUGCUAUGGAUGCCGCCAUAGCCAUCAUCAAGCUUCGUGCUGAGAUCCCUAUGAUUGUCAAGGCUGCUGCUUCUCUGGUUGCUAAAAAUUAUGCCUUUGAAAGUAUCGGGGUUGACGUCGCUGAAAAACUAGAGGCUCUCUUGAACAGCGGCGAGUAUAGCAUGGUCUCCUCAAAGAAACAACUUAAAGAAAAACUCUCAGCUGAUCUUGCAAAAUUGUCAGGGGACAAUUGCCUGAAGAUCACUGACAACUCUCCUACGAUGCUUCCAACGGACGCUUCACCAGAGAUGCUGAUUGAGCUUAUCAAAGUCUCAUUUCAAACUGACGUGUUCGAGAACAACAUUGGUUACCUCCGUUUUGACAUGUUUGGGGAGUUCAACCAAAUCGUUGUUGUGGCUCAGAUCAUUGUGGAGCAGGUUUGGAACAAAGUGGUGGACACAGAUGCCCUGAUCAUUGACCUCAGGAACAACGCUGGUGGGUCUAUAAACCCGAUUGCCGGAUUCUGCUCCUACUUCUUCGAUGCGGACAGGGAGAUUGUGCUGGACAAACUGUACGACAGACCCUCAGGCACCACGAAAGACCUCGUCACCCUUCAGGAGCUGACAGGGAGGAGAUACGGCUCCAAGAAGAUCCUGCUGAUCCUGACAAGCAGCGCAACAGCCGGCGCGGCCGAGGAAUUCGUUUACAUCAUGAAGAAUCUCGGCCGCGCCAUGAUCGUGGGUGAGCCGACCAGCGGCUCCUGCCAGCCCCCGAACCCUUUCCAAGUCGGUGACAGUGACAUCUUCCUGGCUAUUCCUACCACCCACUCGGAUACAGCCCAGGGUCUGGCCUGGGAGGGGACCGGAAUCGCACCUCAUAUCCCGGUGCCUGCCGACACAGCUCUGGACACGGCCAAGGGAAUCCUCAACAAGCACUUUUCAGGCCAGAAAUAAGCUUCUGAGCUGAGCUAGGUGGCCUAAGAACAGAGAUAGAAGCAAGCGAGGCUGUUUUUGCAUCCAUUUCUGAACAAAACUGUAGACUGUAGGCCUUUAAAGGGCCCAUAUCAUGGAAAACUGAACUGUGCUGAAAUAAAAGAGUUUGAUUUAGUUGUCUGGUCUGGCCAUUCCAUUCUCAGUCCGAACUGUCUAAUAUAUGGAAAGUGAACUGCUUUAUUUUUGUGAUGUCACAAAACACUGACACAUUUAUUUAUAUACAUUGACCUAUUCAGCACCACCUACUCACAUUGAAGUUAUAAGGAGUGUUUCAGUCCAGACUGCUAAAUUCAAACAGCAGUGUAGGCUGAAACACUCUCAGCCAAUCAGAGCAGGGCUCAUUUACAUAUAUCAGUCUUAAAGGCACAGUAACUAAAUCAGCCUGUUUAAUGCCUGUUUGAGGGAUUGAGAGAGGUUGGGAAAAUGAUCAUGGAGAAAUUAAUUAUGACUGUUUUUGACACAUGAAUCCAUACUAAUGUUAUAAAUGGAAAACAUAGGACAAAUGUUAAGAUAUGGGCCCUUUAAUGCACCCUUUUAUGCCACUACUCUGAAAGUAUAAAGAAUAUCCAGAUACAUUCAGAUGUUAUUUAUGUUGUGUUGCUCUGUAUGGCCAGUAUACUCCUGUUUAACAUCUGAAGUGACCAUAAAUGGACAUGUUCAGAGUGUGAAACUGUUGUGGAUGAGAAGCUCAUUGUAAUGUUUUCCUUGUUUUCUGCAUGUGUGAAUAAGUAGGAGUUGUAUCGAAAUUAAACAAAAGAACAGAAUAAAGGUGAAGGGGAGGAGAA
Pygocentrus nattereri (red-bellied piranha) is the source of this 2737-nucleotide messenger RNA. RefSeq names its product retinol binding protein 3 (gene rbp3). NCBI's taxonomy places the organism in Eukaryota, Metazoa, Chordata, Actinopteri, Characiformes, Serrasalmidae. The coding region runs from base 69 to 1913 and encodes 614 amino acids. The transcript is spliced from 4 exons. Gene Ontology annotation, biological process: proteolysis. Gene Ontology annotation, molecular function: retinol binding; serine-type peptidase activity. The record is from RefSeq and is a predicted model, not a curated record.